This is a messenger RNA of Cuscuta europaea, 4178 nucleotides long. The record is from the annotation of a GenBank genome assembly. Lineage: Eukaryota; Viridiplantae; Streptophyta; Magnoliopsida; Solanales; Convolvulaceae.
GUUGAACCGGACCUCUCCCGCAGCUCUUCCUAAUUCCUAGCCCCGGCAAUCUCAAACUUAAACUUUAUGGGAGGGAGGAGGUCGUAAAAUUAAUCAGUUUUGCUACUAGCCGCUGCUCUCAGUUCUCAACUCGCCAUUUGCUACAAGCCCAUCUCUGGUUCUCAGAAAACUGGUACGGAGUAUUUUUUUUUUAUUUCGGAACUCGAAUUGAGUUGGAGCUUAAACAAUCGAAUAGUCUUAGAUAAAGGAGCUAAAGUGAAAAACUUGGAUUCCGGAUUCGUUUUCCGACAGGCCGACUGCAUUGUGUUGUUCAGGCAUUUCAUCAUACCUUGCUUCUAUCCAUGUCAAUCACAUCGCCUCUGUACAAAUCAAUCUUUUAUCGUUCGGCCUCUUUCUUCUCUCCCUGUUGUUCAUUUCAUUGCUCAAGUUCGACUUUCCCUGAAAGGAAAUUUGAUUUUUUAGAACAGUUUUCUCCUAUUCAGAAUUUACCAAACUCCGAAAGUUACACUUUGAUUACUUCAAACGAGAGGCGUAGAAUCCUUGUAGGGCUAUCAAAAAUGAUAAAGAAGGAAAAUGAUUAUUAUUUGAGUGCAUUUUCCAAGAAGUUCUGCCCAUACUGUCUUGUAGAAAUCAUGAUAUCAUUCCAUAAUCGGGGAGUUGCUUUUGCACUCUUUAAAUAUGUAUUUCGAGACCAUUCGGAGAGUAUGGUGCGAUCGUGUUCCGUAGCUGCCCUUCUGUUGGAAGCUAUGGAUCUUAGGUUGAUGUCACAAGACAUGCUUUCAUGGAUAAUUAGGAAGAUUGGGGAAUAUAGAGGUGAUGAAGUGGUAAACUUUACAUGGCGCGAACGCAGUUUAUAUCAAUUAGAUUGCUUUUCAGUACUUAAUUCAUUAAUGCGAGCAUUUUUAAGUUCUGAAAUGACUUCUGGAGCUUUGAAGGUUCUGGGUAUGAUGAGAAACGCUGGAUUGCAGCCAAGCUUGUCAGCCAUAAGUAUUCUAUUCAAAUUAUUGCUUAAGUUCGGCUAUCAUGAUAAUGUGUGGAUUUUAUUUCGUGACAUUCUGAAUAAGGGGCCUUGCCCUAAUACUUAUGUAUAUAACGUGAUAAUUCUUGGGUUUUGUAAAAGAGGGUUUCUUCAAAUUGGAGAGAGUUUGUUCCAUUUAAUGAUAAAGUUUGAUUGCGAGCCAGACAUUGUGACGUAUAACAUUUUGGUAAAUGCAUAUUGUAUGAAGGGUUUGACUUCAGAUGCAUUGAAUUGGAUGAAUAUGAUGAUCGAACUUGGUGGGUGUAACCCUAACAGCAUAACUUUUGGUACAAUCAUUAACGCUUUGUGUAAGGAGGGGAAAAUUCUCGAAGCUAAGAAGAUCUUUGAUGGAAUGGAAGAAGUCGGCGUUUAUGCAAGCAUUGAAAUAUAUAACACUUUGAUGGAUGGGUAUGUUAAAGCAAGAGAAAUCGAUAAAGCUAAUGCCCUUUAUGAAGAAAUGGUAAAGAAAGGAAUCUCUCCAGACGGUAUAACUUUCAAUGUCUUGGCGGGAGGAUAUUACAAGUAUAGGAGGGAAAGCUGUACAGACAUAUUGUUAAGAGAUCUAAUCACGAGAGAACUAAUUCCAGAGUGUUCAUUAACCGAUGUGACAAUUUCUGGACUGUGUUGGUCCGAAAGGUUGGAUGAGGCUGUAGAAAUGUUGCAUAUUAUGCUUGAGCGGGGAAUACCUCUUAGUGUAAUUUCCUUUAAUUCCAUCAUUGCUGCAUAUAGCAAAGUGGGGUUAGCAGAAAAUGCAUUUGGUAUCUAUAAUAUGAUGGUGAUGUUUGGCCAUAUUCCGUCUGCCUCCACAUGCGCUUCUCUACUCAUGUGCUUGUGUACAACGGGGAAGCUUCAAAAAGCAAAGGAACUUAUAAAUAAGAUGAUUGCAAUGGACUUCCCUAUCAGCAUAAUCUCAUUCACUGUGCUUUUAGAUGGUUAUUUCAAGAGAGGGGAUACUGAUAAUGCUACAAUUUUGUGGGGAGAGAUGGGAAGAUUGGGUAUGACUCCUGAUGUUGUUGUGUUUUCUGCGUUUAUUGAUGGGCUAUGUAAAAAUGGGUCUAUCGUAGAAGCUUAUAAAACAUUUCUGGAGAUGAAAACAAAGAAACUAGUGCCAAAUAAUUUUGUGUACAACUCUUUAAUUGCUGCUUUUUGUAAGAGAGGAAGAUUGGAUGCAGCUUUGAUGUUGGAGAAGGAGAUGAGAGUGAAUGGUCUUAUCCCUGACAUAUUUACAAUUAACAUCAUCAUUAAAGGGUUAUGUAAGCAGGGAAGGAUGCAAUCAGCUAUAGACACUUACAUUGAGAUGCAACAUAGUGGAGUAAGACCUGACACUGUUACUUACAAUACUUUGAUUGACGGAUUCAUUAAAUCAUUUGACAUGGCUAAAGCGGACAACAUAGUGAGUAAAAUGUUUGCGAGUGGAUCGGAACCGGAUAUUACUACCUAUAAUAUAUGGCUUCAUGGUUGUUUCACUACCAAGAAGAUUAACCGGGCUGUUAUGAUGUUGAAUGAGCUUAUUUCUGUUGGGAUUGUUCCAAAUACGGUUACAUACAACAUUAUGAUGAACAUUGCAUGUAAUGAUAUACUGGAACGUGCUAUGAUUUUGGGUGCAAAGUUGCUUAAGAUGGCAUUUAUCCCAAAUACUGUCACAGCUAAUUUACUUCUGUCUCAACUUUGCAAACAAGGGCUACCAGAGAGGGCGUUAAUGUGGGGCCAAAAGUUGAGCGAAAUCGGCAUCGAGUUUGACGAAAUAACAUAUAAAAUAUUGGACAGAGCAUCAACAUCUUGUGAUACUAAUAUAAGGCCUUAUACUGAUUAUUCUACAGGGAUGACGGAAAAGAGUCUGUUUGUAGACAUUCUCAUGUACAUUACCUGUGACUAUUUGGGUAGGAGAAGAGCUCAAUAUGAUAGCACUGACUAUUCUGUUGAAAUUGUUGAUGCACCUGGCGGGCCUUUAAAGCUGGUGAACUGGGUGAAUUUGUAAUAAUGUAAAGCAUUAAGAGAACCAAAAGAUUGUACUUUUUUUGAGAUCCAACCUGAAACAUACAUGGUUCAAAGGGAAAGAGGGGGUCAUUCCCUUUGAGAAGGAAGGUCCAGUCUGAAGACCAGUGGGAGGUCUUCAAAUGAUAAAUUCCUACUACCUCUGUCCCACUUAAGGUUCCCGUCCAUUAUUCUCCGAUCAAGUAUAUUGGCAGAGUUAACUGUGAUGAACCUGUACCAACAUCUUCCAUAUGCUGGAAAGUCAAAGAGUUCAGUAACAAAAGUGAGAGUAAAUAUUCAAGGUGCCUGGUAGGUGGUCGGGUUUAGUGGAUUUGUGGUGUAACGAGUGUUACUGUUUGAGGAAACUGACAAAAUUACUUGACAAAGCUAAAGUUGAGAUUCUGAGAGACAUUGGUUUUUUAAUGUUCCUGAUUCAGCUGAUUCCACCCCCCAUUGGUGAGAGUACAUAUUGCGAAGUGUAUUUCAAAGAUUUACGUCCAUAUUUAGAUUGGUUUCUAGAGCAGCAGAUCUUGGUUGGAUUUUGCCUACAUCUCUGAAAACAGAAAAGGAGGAGACUGGAAUUAAAGUGCACAUGUAAGGGGAUUCUGAUAACAGGGAAAGCAGCUAUGCUGCCACUGAAUUGAAGUUGAUGGUCAAACCAAUGGAGGAGUCUGCUUGAAUUCUGCGGGACAUUUUGAAGCAGCUAUUAUGAAUUUGGAGCAAAUGACAAACAAGGUUAAGUGGCUUAAACCAAUGACACGACAAGUUUCAGAAAAUGCAAGUUAAUUUUAUGGGAAAAUUACUAUUAGCCGGGUAAGAUUAGGUCAAAAUCAUUAAUUCAACCUCACAUUUUUAAACUUCAAUUAAUCACCCCUCGAAUUUUGGUUAUUCUCACAAUUUACCCCUCCAAUCAACAUUUAGCUGUAUAUAAUUGUUAAAUAUAAUGAUUUUUUUCUAAAAUUUACCCCUACAAUUUACCCCUCGAAGUAUGUUUUUAAAAGUCAAGAUAAUCCAUCAUCAUGAUUGUAAACCAUAUUUGUUUCUCGUUAUUUCAUCUUUCCUACUAGAGUGCUAGUUGAAGAAGAGUCAUUGAGUAUAGUUGAGCCGGAAUUACAAAUAAAAUUUAAUAUUCUUGAUGAAGAAGUGUCUGGAAUAUUUAGAACACAUAUUUUAAACAACGUUCUUC